GGAAGAGAGAGAGAGAGAGAAAAGGACACGACGACGGCGCACGAAUUGACGGUCCACCCAUCGAUGCGCUCCACGCCCCCGCACUUUUCGACAAUGCAACAGCCGAUGUGACUCGUUGCGUGGACCGGCCGGUCCCACCACCCCAAAAGUAUGCCACACGUCAAUUUCUGCUUCGUCUGAAUCCCUGCCACAUCCGUGCUUCUUACCGUAAAUGCCUCAGUUGCUGAUUUAUGACAGUCUGCGCAUUCCCCAUCGGGUCCCACCGCCACCGGCCGCAACCGGCACUCCACCGGACCAUCCGGUACUUCCUGCGGGAGUUAGGGGACGGGGGAAGAAGUGACCAGAGAGAGCUGGUGCGGAGAAUACAGACACUACUCUCUCUCUCUCUCUCUCUCGGAAGGCGACGGAAAGCCAACCUCGUUUAUAUUCUCUUCUGAUAGCUACAGCUGUCGAUCUAUUUUUCAGAACUUUUUUAUCGGUUUGAGAUUUCUCGAGUACUUUGGCUGGGAAUCUGGUUUUGGGGAGUGGCGAUUUCUGAAAUGGUUGGUGUCUUUUUUGCCUAAGAGAAGUAUCAGGAAAAUUUUGACAGGAUUUGUGAUUCAAGAAUUCAAGAGUUCUUUAUUAUUCACUCCUGAAUUUAUAAUGAUAUUAUCCUUAGCGUGUGACACUCGUUUGAAUGCCUAUUGUUGCCUAUAUAUUGCGUAAAACAGAAUGAAACUAGAAGAUUUUCCUAUUUUUACUGAGAUGAAAGGCGGGAUUCCUUCAUUUGCUGGAGUUGAAGAACUAGUUUCUGCGAUGCAAAAGCAAAAAGACUCUUUACAGAAAGAGUCCAGUGAAAGAGCAGCAGAAGUGUCUGUAGGUACUAAAUCCCAUCAUUCGUACCUUACCCGAUGCUCUGAUAGCACCCAUGUGGAAAAUAACACAAAAUUCAUAAAAUCAAAUCUGGCCUUAACUGCAAGUUCUUCAAAUUCUACUUGUGUUGAUGAAGUAAGGGAUUGUAAUUCAUCAGGCUCAUCUCUUGUGCUCGAUUCUUGUCAAGAAAAGUUUUUUACUGUGUCAUGCCUUGCAGUAGAAUCGGAUCAUGAAAGAACUUACAGUUUUCACACAGCCUUCCAAUGGGAUGAUAAUAUACAGGAUUCUGCAGCUGGUGAUGUCCAAGUUGGUUCUCUCGAGAUAGAGAAGGAAACAAACAUGAUGGAAGGUUACAAAUGUACCUCCCUUCAAAAAGGAACUUUUGAUCAUUCAUCAUCUUCUACACUAUCUACUUCCAUGCCUCUAGAGGAGGGCUUGGUUGAUAGAGAGGGUGAAUUGUCUGGUUUGAUGAAUGUGGAAUACCAAGAAAAAAGCCCUCAAUGUCAGAUCUCAGAAUCUUUCAAAACCUCCGACGAAACAAGUAGUGACAGUCAAGAGAUUGCUGUUCAUGUGAACCUAAAGGCAAGCUUGCCCGCCGAGUCACCAAACCCUGUUGAUUCUCAUCUAUUGGGCCUUGAGGAUGAAGAGAUGGAUGCAUUGGAGGUUGCUAGGCAAGUUGCCAUAGAUGUGGAACUUGAAGUUAUUGGAUAUAAAGAACAUUUUAGCAACUCCCCUGAUGACUCUUGUGGAGAAGCAACUGGUGCCCAAAGUCCUGAUUUGGCUGAUGGCAUUAAGUAUAAACCAGGAAUUGAUCCUGGAAAUUUUUUACCCAGUGAACACUCUUCCAAAUAUGUAUUCAGCCGGAAGAGUGAGUUGCAACUUUCAGAAGGCUUUAUUGAUGAUCAAAUGGCACAAAAGGAAGUUUCAGAAUCACCAAGAAUGAUGCCAGCUGCUAAAGAACAGGAUUUGAAUGUAGAGAAUAGCCAGUACAGAUUUGAUCUGAAUGAGGACAUCUACAAAGGGGAAAUAGAGUGCUCAGCCAGUCCCAUUUCUACUGGCACGGCCAAACUUUCAACGCCUAUAGUUGUGUUUGCUUCAAAAGGAGUUCCGAGAUUGCCAGUUUUGUCAAUUCAAUUUGGAACUGAAUCAGGAUGGAAGGGCUAUUCUUCCACCAGUGCAUUUCAGCCCAUAUCUCCUCGAAAAACACCAAGGAUUGUGAAGUUGCCUGGCCCAAAGCAAAAGCUGAACUUUCUUGAAAUUGAUUUGAAUGUGAAUGGCAUUGUUGAUACAGCAUUGUUAAGACAAAUUCCUGUCUCCUCAAGCCAUCCUCCAAGGGAAUCUGCCAUAAAAGUUAGCUCAAGAAAUGUGGAGAAGCUGAAAUUAGAUCUUAACCGCAUUGGGGAUGAGGAUGAAGCAGUUAAAUUCUCACUGAACUACGGACUCCAGCUUCAUGAUGUGGAUCACAGCUUCUCUGCUGCUUCCUCUUCUUGCUCAAAACAACAUUACACGAGGGAUUUCAACUUGAAUGACAAUCCAACCAUCCUCUUCGAUGGAGAUGCAUCAUCUUUCCAUGGCAAAUCAACUUCUAAGCAUUUUCCUGUAGAUAGAAAGCUUUGCAAGGGUCAAGCACAACAGGAACCUUUCCUCAACAAUGGAGCUGCCAAACCUCCGAUCAGUCCUGCUUAUGGAUGCAAUAUCUUACAGGCCGGAGCUGCGAUCGCCGUGCCGCCAACUUUUCUCUGCAAACCAGGAAGCAUACCAUACAUGGUUGAUUCCAGAGGUGCCGCUCUGAUACCUCAGGUGACUGGAAUGAGCAACAUUAAAAGGCAAGUACCAGUUGUUAUGGAUGUGCCUGGAGCUCCUGUGGGAUUAAGUGGAUUCUUUCCUACUGUAACUCGGCUGGCGCCAUGUGAGACCGGAAGAAGAAAUGUGGAUGCAAAUUUCAACCAUCUGCUCAUACACAAUGGUAAACCAGAAGAAAAACUGAGAAAUUCUUUUCAGCUUUCUAGUUUGGGGAAAGUUCUUAAAAGGAAAGAACCAGAAAGUAGUCUGGAAGGACGUUUUCCACUUGGAUUUAGACAAAUGCCUUUCUGGAAGUAGGUCUUAUAUCUUCAUAUUGAUGCCUUGAGGGAUCUUAAAUGCGUUUGGUUGUAGGAUUCGCCAUUAUUUUGGAUGGGAAAAGGUAGCCAUGGGAGAAUGGCAGUUCAUAAAUAAUAGCUCGUUUGAGACGGUUUUUUUAUUGCUUCUUAAAGCAUCUUUUUAGUACAAAAUUUUUAAUUUUUGUAUUAGAAUACUAUUUUAAGCAGCAGUAAAAAAGACGUCCCAAACGAAGCUUACGUUCCAAACGAAGCUUACGGCUAUUUAUAGAUAGGUUAACUAUAAGCAAUUGUCUCUACCAGAAAAUUUUAGUAAUUGAUGAUUUGUUUCUCAUGUAAGCAAAUUAUUGGUGAUGGAAGCUUUUUUAUUGUACAUCAUUGGUCGAUUAAGUUCUUUAA
Dendrobium catenatum is the source of this 3347-nucleotide messenger RNA. RefSeq lists its product as uncharacterized. NCBI's taxonomy places the organism in Eukaryota, Viridiplantae, Streptophyta, Magnoliopsida, Asparagales, Orchidaceae. The record is from RefSeq and is a predicted model, not a curated record. Bases 712 to 2952 code for a protein of 746 amino acids. The transcript is spliced from 2 exons.